GGCUGAGGGGAAGUGUCCCACGGGAGGUCGUCCAUGUUAGACCCUGAAGAGCGAGAUGGAGCGAAUCAGUGAGGUGGCAUCCGUGGGCAUUAUCCCUCUUCGGCAUGGCACGAUGGUCGCUGCGGGUCCGAGAUGAAAACCAUUAAUCUAUUAGUCUAUUGAUUGAGUUUGAUGUGCUUUCUUUGUUAUUUUGAUUUUGAUCCUUGUUCUUCUGGCGUUACUUUUAUUUUUGUUAUGUUUUAUUUUAUUUUUCCCUUCUAUCGUUGGCCCUGGCUACAAUUCCCGGGUGGUGCGAAACGCCGCCUACGUGCCCAUCUUUGUUCACGCCUGUUGCGGCAGCUGCAAACCAAGCUCAACAGGCACCAGGAGCUGCAGGUCGGUGGAUCGGAAUGCACAGCUGUCGUGGAGGCCAUCCGAGGAUGCGCCAACCGUGGGCAUUGGAAUAUGGUUCGAUGCCCCGCAAUACAGCCGUUCCCCAUCAAGCCCGACCGGGAUCCCUCCGAAGCCAUUGCACUACCUCGUAAGUCUACAGGCUCUGGCGAUUCUGACCGAGGGCCAAUGAGAUGCCAGUGGCCGGGAUCCGGGUCCUCCCAGCGUGCCAGAAUCUUAGAGCUGAGAGCCCGAGAUCAUCUAUAAAGCUAUCGACAGAUAAGGUUGACGUUGUCUAGCCUGGUCGUAUUCGAUUCUUCCUCACUGGUUCCCUCAACUCGGUGGCCAACGGCUCUUCACAUUAAGAUCGAACCAUGAUGCACUGCCCGCUCACUGUCUUG
Messenger RNA from Aspergillus candidus, 770 nucleotides. RefSeq lists its product as uncharacterized. The record is from RefSeq and is a predicted model, not a curated record. The transcript has 2 exons. The coding region runs from base 172 to 636 and encodes 154 amino acids. NCBI's taxonomy places the organism in Eukaryota, Fungi, Ascomycota, Eurotiomycetes, Eurotiales, Aspergillaceae.